This is a messenger RNA of Eptesicus fuscus (big brown bat), 1401 nucleotides long. RefSeq names its product solute carrier family 30 member 10 (gene SLC30A10). Lineage: Eukaryota; Metazoa; Chordata; Mammalia; Chiroptera; Vespertilionidae. Gene Ontology annotation, biological process: zinc ion transmembrane transport; detoxification of zinc ion; intracellular zinc ion homeostasis. The record is from RefSeq and is a predicted model, not a curated record. Gene Ontology annotation, cellular component: membrane. Gene Ontology annotation, molecular function: zinc ion transmembrane transporter activity.
AUGGGCCGCUACUCGGGCAAGACGUGCCGCCUGCUGUCCAUGCUGGCGCUCACCGCGGUGUUCUUCGUGGCCGAGCUGGUGUCGGGCUACCUGGGCAACUCGAUCGCGCUCAUCUCCGACUCGUUCAACAUGCUGUCGGACCUGAUCUCGCUGUGCGUGGGGCUGGGCACCGGCUACCUGGCGCGCCGCGCGCGGCGGGGCCCCCGCGCCACCUUCGGCUACGCGCGCGCCGAGGCGGUGGGCGCGCUCAGCAACGCCGUGUUCCUCACCGCGCUCUGCUUCACCAUCUUCGUGGAGGCGGCGCUGCGCCUGGCGCGGCCCGAGCGCAUCGACGACCCGGCGCUGGUGCUCAUCGUGGGCGCCCUGGGGCUGGCGGUCAACGUGGUGGGGCUGCUGGUCUUCCAGGACUGCGGCGCCUGGUUCGCCUGCUGCCGCCGCCGCUCCGCCGCCGCCGCCCGCCCGCCGCCGCCGCCCGGGGCCCCGGGAGCCGCCCGCGCAGCCCCCAGCCCGGACUCCGGCGUCACCCUGCGCGCGGGGAAGACCGCGGAGAAGGGGGCGACCGUGUUCGCCAACGUAGCAGGUGAUUCCCUGAACAUCCAGCAUGAGCCAGAGGAGACGACGAGAAAGGAGAAGAAGUCGGAAGCCCUGAAUAUCAGAGGUGUGCUUUUGCACGUGAUGGGCGACGCCCUGGGGUCGGUGGUGGUAGUGAUCACGGCCACCAUCUUCUAUGCGUGGCCCCUGGACACGGACGUCCCCUGCAACUGGCAAUGCUACAUUGACCCCAGCCUGACCAUCGUCAUGGUGAUCAUCAUUUUGUCGUCUGCCUUCCCACUCAUCAAGGAGACCGCCAUCAUUCUGUUGCAGAUGGUCCCCAAAGGGGUCAACGUGGAAGAGCUCAUGAGUAAGCUGGCAGCCGUGCCGGACAUCAGCAGUGUCCAUGAAGUGCAUAUCUGGGAACUUAUAAGUGGGAAGAUCAUUGCCACCCUGCACAUCAAGUACCAGAAGGACAGGGGGUAUCAGGACGCCAGUCAGAAAAUUCGAGAGAUCUUCCACAGGGCGGGGAUCCACAACGUGACCAUCCAGUGUGAGGGCGUGGACUCGCCGGGGCCCCUGGAGCAGCAGGACACGCUGUCCCUCUGCAGCUCCCCCUGCAUCGCCAAGAGCUGUGCCAAGCACCUGUGCUGUCCCCCCCGGGCCCUGCCCCUGGCCCACGUCAAUGGCUGUGCCGAGCACAACGGCGGUCCCCCUCCAGACGUGCACCAAAGCCACGGCCUCGGGAGACCAGAACCCUCGGAAGUGGCGAUUGAAGUAUCUCCGGAUGGCCGCCGUGUGAGUGACCGUGGACGAGCUUUCACCAAAACUCAGGAGGACCAAUGUCAUGUCAACAACACGCAUUUUUAA